AUCAUAGUAACUGGACGAGAUUGCAGGUAAAAAAGCACUACAACUUGCAUAGUAUUAACCGUUGUUAAUUUUUAAUGGAUAAACAGGUCCAGUGGAAUUUGUUCUGCUUAUGGAUAAUACGGUGAAAUAAUAUGUGCCCUGCUUGAAAAUGCUGCUACUAUCUACCAGAUGAAUUCAAAAUUAACAAAGGAAGACUGCUUUACUAAAAUUUUGUACAUAAGUAGGUUGAAAUUGUAAAAUGUCUCAUUUGGUUAGGAAUUACAAUGAAAGUUGGCCUCCACAUUACCUGAAUGCUGGAAAGAGCAAACUAUGGAAUGAGAGGAACUGGAAAACAACCUUGAAGAAGACACUGGAACCUUCACAAAGCAAGCCUCUGCUGCAAAUAUCAGGGUGUAACUCUCUUGCUAACUUAGGUAGAAGGUAUGAAGACAAAUAUGGAGGAAGGAGUUCUCCAGUCAAAAUAUUGGAUAGAAAUGAAUUCACAGAUUCAAGCUACGCCACUAGUUCCAUAGUAUCUUGUGCAAGUCAUCAAAGUAACUCUGAAAAGAAAGGAAUUGCUGAAAAACAAACCAGAGGCACUUUUUCUAUUGACAGUUCAAGUUCAUUAGGGACUAAUAAAUGGCUGAAUCCUGCAGACCCCGAUGUUGUGCCAUUAAAAAAAUGGCAUUCACUGACACAAUUAAGUCAAAGACCUUUAUCACCUGCCAGUGCUAUGAGUGAUCGUGAAAUGCGAUCUACAACUGAUCAUGAAUUACGUAUAGCACUUGAAGAAAGUAGUCUUCGAAGAACUGAGCUUGUCAAAAGAUUGAGAGAAGCAUAUGGCAGGCUUGAGGGGCAGGAAGAUCAGCUGCGAACCAGAGAUGACCAACUAGAAAACAACAAAGUCAAGAUUGAGUUGAUGGUACUAAAACAGAAACAGCUGGAGAUGGCAGUAAAUUCUCUGGAACAAGAGAAGGAAAUGUUGGAAUUGUCUCGCUUUGAAGAGUCAAGACGUGGAGAAGACCUUCAAAGGAAAAUACAACAACUGGAGCUGGAAAUGCUGAAGGUGAAAACCGUAUUAGAAAGAAACAGUGUGAGUUCUUCGCCAUUGUACAAUUCAGCCUUAAACUCUCGACUGAUUACCAAUGGAGAAAUAAACGGCUUCUUCAGCAGAACACAUGAUGACUUUUUCAGACAGGAGAAGAAAAAGGAGAAGGAGAAGGAGAAAGAGAAGGUAGAGCGUGAGUUGCAUGAUGCAUUGGAAGACCUGAGUAAAAGUCAAGACAGAAUAAGGAUAUUGGAGGCAGAAAAAGAACGUAUGAUGGAUCAGCUAAAAAUUGCGAAGCAACAGAGGUAUAUCCAGAACAAUGAGAAAAACAAAAUGCUAAGGGGCUCAGUCCAAGCACAAGACAGUCUUCAAGAUGAACUGAAUGAUCUUCGAACAGACUUUAGCAAUGUUAGUUUGGAAAAAGAACUGUUGUCGUCAAAAGUAGUAAGACUGGAGGAAAAUGUAACUGAUCUGAAGUUGAAGCUGGCUGCAGCAGUAGCAGAUAAGGAUCGUUUUAUGCAAGAAAAGCUGCAGCUGCACAAGCGUGUUAAGGAGCUGGAGAUGGAACUGCAGCGUGCACAGAUGGGAAGGGAGGGUUUCACAGACCAAGUGUGUGAUUUACACAUAGAACUUGUAGAUGCCAAAGCCCAGGCAAAUAGGCAAGAUCAAGAAAAGAUUAUGAUGAAAGAAGAACUGGUGACUGUAAAGCAGGUAAAUGAGCACAUAUCCGCUGACCUAGCUGACACAAAGCAAAAGUUAGAAAUUGUUUUGAAACAGUUGCACGAGCUGGAGGCAGAAAAAGUGAUUCAUAUCAACCAGAUCACUGCUCUAGAGAAGGAACGCUGCCAGCUAAUUGAAGAAAAGGAGGUGCUGAUGACUGCAACAAUGGGGACAGAGGAAGUUUGUGAAGAUAAGAUGCAGAAACUAAAAGAAGAAUGCCAGGCACUUAGAGAUUCUGAAGAAAGACUGCUUAAAGAGCAGGAACACCUGCAAGCAUGCUGUAAGGAGCUACGGACAGAACUUGGUGUCAAGAAUGAGGAACUUCAUCAGAAGGAGGAAGAGUUUUUACAUCAGAUAGAAGAGCAGCAGACCGUAGCACAGCAUUGGAAAGAGAGGUGGCAGGAAGCUGCUUUAUCCCUCAAAACAAAGGAUGAGGAUAAGAUUUCAGAAAAAGAAGAAACUAAGCAGCUUGGUGAAGAGCUGGAGAGGCUACAGUCUAUCGUUCAAAGUAAUCAAGAUGAAAUACAGAAUCUUUUGCAAGAAAAAGCUAAAGCUGAAUCUGAGCUGCAGAAGUGUAAGGAAAGUUCUUCUAUAAAGAAGAUUCAGCUUGAUGCGUGUAAGCAGCAAUUGGAGUUGGAAAGGAGCCAUAGCCAAUCACUACAGCAAAGGCUUAAUUCCAACAUUUGUAAAUCGUGUAAGAUGACAAGAAGUCCAAGUGAAGUGGGAAUAUCAGAUCAUGGCUUGAAAUACAGCUCAUCUGUGGAGGGAAUGGAGGACUUGCACGGUGAGAAGGCAGCCCAGGAAUUUCUAGGAAUGAAUGAGCCACCCAAUUCCAAGAACGUGGAAACAAUAAGUAUGCAAGUUCCAGCUACAGAGGAGAUGAUGGCUGAAAUCAAUACCCUUAAUGUACAGCUAGUAGAGGCUAGUGCAGUCCAGAAGACACAACAGGAUGAAAUCCAGUCCUUACGAGAGGAGCUAGAAGAGUUAAAGUUAAAGAAGUCAGGAGAUUUGAAUGCCUCUUUGGAUGAGGUUGACAGUGAGCUGUUCCAGGUGCGAGAAGAAUUACAAAAGGUCUGGGAUAUGCUGAAAGUACGAGAUUCAGAAUUUGAAGAACAGCAGCAAGAGCUUCAACUGAUCCGUGAACAGUUUUCAGAAUGCAACAGUGAGAUGAUGAAGAUUAAGCAAGAGCUAAAUAUUUGCCGGCAGCAGCUAGCACACAGGGAUCGAAUGUUGGAAGAAAUUAAAGAAAAACAGAAGGCAGCAAUGGAUAAGACAGUGGUGUUGGAAACUCAGCAGACCAAAGGAGUUUUAGAAUCAAGCACAUGUCCUCCCUGCCAUGACUUGGAAAAGAUAACUUCUCAGGUGGAAGAUUUAAGAAAACAAUAUAGUGAGCAGAAGAGAGAAAAAGAUAAAACCAUGGAAGCAAGUGGUCCUUCACAGAUGAAAUCUCUAUGUGGUGAACACUCACCAAUGAAAAAGGAUUUUACCACGCAGAAUAACACAUAUGAGAAGCAACAUCAGCUGGUAACAGAACAGUUAAAGACUCUCUUCAAAGAACGAGAACAGUUAGGCAAAGCUUACAAUAAGCUUUCUGGUGCAUGGAAAGGAAAGGCUCCUUUAGAAGGAUGGGUUAACAAAUCCCAAAUAAUCCAGAAUGCAGUGGAUACCAUCCACUACCAAGAGAGGAAAAAACAAGAACUUGAAGAAGAGAACGAAAGGCUGAAAGGAACACCUAAUUUCAGAGAGUACACCGAGUUGCAAGAAAAGGUCAAGAAACUCCAAAAUGAACUUCAGCACAAAUCCAACAAAAUGUCAUCCAUGAGUAAUGAAAUUGAAAACCUGAAAGGCAGAAAUGAAAAUGUGAUAAAAAUGAGAGAAAAACUCCAACAACAGAUUUCAGAUAUCCGUGAGACAGGACAGCAAACCAGAAGAAAAGAAGCUCCAAAGGUGUCGACAGAAAGUGGAAGGAGUCAACAAACAACAAAGCUUGUUGAAGAAUUUAACCGGGAUCCAUCUUUGCCAGUCCACAGUUCUACUCUCCACACUGAAGAGGAGGAAGGUGUUGGACACCUAGGAGAUGAGUCUGUUCAUUUUGCCAAAUAUGCCGAUUCUUGUAUUACUUCAGGCAGUUCUAGGUCUUCCACCCCAGUGUACCUAGAGACCCCUUCACUUUCUGACACCCACAGCCUUGUUACAAGCCCAGCUGCCAAGAUGUUCUUAAGCACACAGACAUCAGAUGUGUCCCCCCUGACUCCACGCAGCUGGGGAGGGUCUCAGGAGUCACUAACAGACAAGCAUUCUCUCUUGUUGUCACCAAAGCCCUACAAGGGACAAUUCCCUAAGAAACAGAACUGAAGUGGACAAGCAAAGCAUGACAUUUAACGGUGUCACACAAUGUUGUACUUUAUAGUCUAACUGUGGAUUAAAACCGUUUAUUAAAGAGUUUUCAGUUUUUAAAAGAUACUGAAUAUUUACUCCCAAUAAUUUAACAUCCAAAUAUUGUAAAGGGUUCCUCUAAUUUCAAGAUACCUAAGGUGACCAUCCAUCAUCCAACCCGCUAUAUCCUAACUACAGGGUCUGCCGGAGCCAAUCCCAGCCAACAUAGGGCACAAGGCAGGAAAGAAACCCCGGGCAGGGCGCCAGCCUACCGCACACCUAAGGUGACAAUAUUCUCAAUUACACAGACAGAUUUAGAAUUAAGCAAGUAACCAUAAAAUAACUUUUGUUCAUUUGUCUUUCUUUAAUAAAAACACUAAUUAACCUUUUCAUGCGCAGUACUAAGAUCUGGAUUUUGUGUAUAUUAGGAAUAUAUUGUGUAAACACUGCAGCCAAAUUCAUAUACUCCGUCGAUAAAUGAUGCCAAAUAUUAAAGGAAAAGCUGGAACGUUGGAGCCUGGUGAAUGGGCUAUAGUGAUUGUCUCACACGGACGGACCCCUUUACACCUGCACUACACACGUUUAGAUUGUAUCCAGAUUAUAUUUACUCAACAGGCAUGAAAACGCACCUCCAGUGGUCUGCAUCAUAUCCAGACAAAAUGCAAAUCAGUUUCAUCUUACAUGGUUGGUUUAUGUACAGUACGUAUAUAAAGGGCAUCUUCACUGAAACCUGUGUUAGAUGUGCUCAUCGUCGGUUUCUGACCACCUCUGAACGUGGUGAGCGAUCUCAUCUCAAACCUGUUUACUCUUUGUUUUUAAUGUUUAACUUCAGUCGUAAAGAGGGCCACAGAUUAUUUUUUAAGAAGAGGCAGACAAACUAAAUAACUACAAACCAGAUCCACCCUUGGUAUCUCAAGAGGAAGAAGGAAGUAAGAAAAAGAGAAAUGAAAGCCUUGUAUUUCCAGCUCUAAUCUUAGGGGGGAAAAAAAAUAAGCAGGAGAAUAUGAGAACAUCCAUUUGGAAGUUAAAAUCACACGUCUGUUUCUCAACUUGAGCCUUUUUUUCACACACCCAGAUGUAAAAUUGCAGUGCUAUUCAACAAGCCAUCCUAAUGGUGAACUUUGGAAAGUGGCCAUUCAGAGCAUAGCUUUGCCACACGGAGCACUGACGCGAUCUUGUUAACUGAAGUGAAGCGUGAUGUGCACCAGUUAUCACUCCAGCACUGGCUAUGCUCAGGUGAGUCAAUGGUGACUGUCUGGUUUAACCUAACAAGAUCAAACCGUUAGUUACGUAUUUAGAAUUUGCUUAUUAUAUUUAGCAUUCAUUCCUGUGGUUUAAUGAAGUUGUGUGUGUGAAUAUAAGUCAUUUAUAAUAAUUUAUAAGCAAUUUCCCCUUGGGAUUAAAAAAAGUAUCUAUCUAAUUAAUAUUAAAUUUCUAUACACAAACACAGACCUGAUCCCCACCCCAUUUCACUUUUAGAACCAUAGAGACACAGAGGCUCCUGCAGGCAGACAUUACGUCUGGUGUGUCGUGUCUCUUCAGUUACAGCACAACAUACAUUAAACACACGAGUACGUGUAGAAAGUGCCAGACGUCCGAGAGUGACAAUGUACUGUACGCCCGUGUAUUGUUACCUACACAAUGGGCUGGCCAGCCAGACUUGUUAAAGUGUGCUGAGCUGCUGCCCACCAAUUCCUUCAUAGUAGUGCCAGUCUAAGCCAUGAGCAGGAGCGGGUCAGGGGUCCACAAAUCUACCAAAUGCCCAAUCAAAUACUAAGACACAUUGGUACACACGAGUGACCAGGCCACUGUAAUAAGCUCAGGUGACACACAAAUCUCUAAGAAGGUUUAAAAAGGUAUUUUAUACACUCAAAAGUUAUUUUUCUAUAAAGUAUUUGAAUUCAAGUUCUGUGCAAACAGCACACUGAGUGUAGAUUUUCUCUGUAAGUGAAUAAAAGAUUUUCCUUUUAUAUCUAGAAUUGCCUAAGCUGUGUUUGAAAGUGUUGUUUUUUUUAUUAUAUAUUUUUUGAUUACUUAACAUAAACUGAUUCCAUUAAAAGUUUUUAAAUGCUUUAUAAAAUUGUUUAAUUUUUUUAUCUUGUAAGCAAUUUUUUUUACCUAAUGUUUGUGCUUUUUAUAAGAUUCUGAUUAAGAAAAACAAAGCUGAAAUCUCAAAUGGUAACUUAAACACAAACUUUCCGUUAAAACGGAGACAUUUUCAUGUGUCAUGGAAUUUGAACAUACUGUAUAUCAAUAUUUUUGUAUGUGAUAUGUGCAAAAAUUAAAUAAAAAAUUGAACACGA
Molecule: messenger RNA, 6426 nt
Organism: Polypterus senegalus (gray bichir)
Lineage: Eukaryota; Metazoa; Chordata; Cladistia; Polypteriformes; Polypteridae
Product: trichohyalin-like
Exons: 30
Coding region: 239-4102 (1287 amino acids)
Source: RefSeq, a predicted model, not a curated record